Molecule: messenger RNA, 1108 nt
Organism: Poecilia latipinna (sailfin molly)
Lineage: Eukaryota; Metazoa; Chordata; Actinopteri; Cyprinodontiformes; Poeciliidae
Gene: prpf4
Product: pre-mRNA splicing tri-snRNP complex factor PRPF4
Exons: 11
Coding region: 97-1083 (328 amino acids)
Biological process (GO): mRNA splicing, via spliceosome
Cellular component (GO): U4/U6 x U5 tri-snRNP complex
Molecular function (GO): U4 snRNA binding; protein binding; U6 snRNA binding
Source: RefSeq, a predicted model, not a curated record
CACACCGGAAGAAGUAGUUCUGACCCGGAAGCUGUUUCUACAUCCGGGUCAAGAUUUCAGAGACGCUUCAGCUGCGAUCUUCUUUAGCGAGUCAGAAUGUCGGACGAGGAAGACUCGGCUCCGGCCGUGAAGAAGAGCCGCCUGUUCUACGGCAGCCUGGAGGAGAAGGAGCGGCAGCGCAUCACCAUGGAGACGGCCAGCAGCGCCACCACAGGAAGUGAUGCACUGAAGGCGGGCAUCAGAGCAGGAAACAUUAACAUCUCAUCAGGAGAGACCAUGGAGAUGGAGGAGCGUGUCAGCGAGCGCCAGCUGGAGGCGCUGGCCGAGUUCGAGCGGCGGCGCCGAGCGCGACAGAUCACCGUCUCCACCGACGACGCCGAGGUGAAGGCCGGCCUGCGAGCGCUGGGAGAGCCAAUCACGCUGUUCGGAGAGGGGCCGGCCGACCGCCGAGAGAGGCUGCGCAGCGUUCUGUCCGUGGUCGGUCCGGACGCCUUGAAGAGAAAGGACGAAGAGAGAGCCAAGAGGUCACGGGACGAGUGUCUGCAGACGUGGUACCAUGAAGGCCCCGCCUCCCUGAAGGAAGCUCGCCUCUGGUUGGCUAGAUAUUCUCUGCCACGGUCGAUGAGGCGUCUGGAAGCUGCACGCGCUUUGAAGGAGGUUGCCGAGGCGACAAAGACGAUCCGCCAGCAGGAGCUGCACAAGUCGCUGAGGAAUCUGAACAACUUCUGCAGUCAGAUUGGAGACGAUCGGCCAAUCAGCUUCUGCCACUUCAGUCCGGACUCCAAGAUGCUCGCCACGGCGUCCUGGAGCGGCCUGUGCAAGCUGUGGUCGGUUCCGGACUGCGCCCUGAUCCGGACCCUGAGAGGACACAACACCAACGUGGGCGCCGUGGCGUUCCGCCCGCAGGCCGGCGUCUCUCUGGACCGGUCCGACGUCAGCCUGGCGUCCUGCGCCGCCGACGGGACGGUGAAGCUGUGGAACCUGGAGAGUGACGAGCCAGUGGCGGACAUCGAGGGUCACAGUGAUCGGGUUUCCCGAGUUUCCUGGCAUCCGUCCGGAAGAUUCCUUGGAACCACCUGGUAAGAGAACCGAGACCAGAACCAGGACC